This is a messenger RNA of Prorocentrum cordatum, 936 nucleotides long. Lineage: Eukaryota; Dinophyceae; Prorocentrales; Prorocentraceae. The record is from the annotation of a GenBank genome assembly.
AUGGCUGGCGGAGUGCCUCGGGCCAAGGGUGCUGUGCGGCAGGACUGGACGUGCAAGUCCUGCGUCAGCAAGAGAGGGCGAGCGGUCGUCAACUGGGGGACGGCGCUCAAGUGUCAGGGCUGCAGGCUGUCCAAGGCCACGUGCUUCGGGGCGAACGUCCCGCUCCCUGCGGCGGCCAAGUCGAAGUCGAAGUCGGGUGCGGCGCCUGGCGGCGGCAGCGGCAAGGCCCCUCCCUGGGCUGGGCCGCCGCUUUCGGUGCAGCUGGCCCAGGCGCAGCGCGAGCUUGCGGACCUCAAGAAGCAGCUCAGGGCCAGUGGGCCUGCCAGCGCCGGCGGGCCGCUCGGUGGGGCGCAGGCCAUGGAGGUCGACGUCGGCGAGGGCGCAGGUGCUGGCGACGCGGCGGUGCUUGCCGAGAUCCACAUGUACGAGUCGGGCCUGCACGCCAUCAAGGAUCAGACGGCGGACUGGGCCACGGCGCCGCGGGAGGAGCUGCGCGCCAGGCUGGAGAACAAAGCGCGGCUCUUCGCCAGGAAGCCACUCCACGCACGGACGCACGCCAUCGCCAACAAUGCCAAGCAGUGCGCCAAGCGCUUGGAGAAGGCGGAGGGCAGCAAGCGGAAGGCGCAGGAGGCCUUGCGGCGGGCCGUGGAGGAGGUUGAGCGCGCGGAGAAGGUGCAUGCGGACCUUGCCAGCACCGCAGGAGAGGUGCGUGAUGGCGCAGAGCGGGACGGGCAGUCCCAGCCAGCGCCCGAGGCAGCAGCGCCUGGAAGCGGCAGCGGUUCAGCCGUCGUGCCGCGCUGGCAGCCUGAGGAGGAGUCGGUGGAGCAGCUCCAGCAGCGGCUGCGGAAGCAUGGCCUGGAGCUCGAAGGCGGCGAGGAGUCAGCCGUGCGCGCCCGCUGCGCUGCGCUGGCCAGCGGGGGAUUUCAGCCUUACUAG